GUCGGGUAUUGCUGUGACGUUUGUAACUCGGGAUCAAAACAAGAGAAAAGAAAAAUUUUCUUCAAAAAUCUUUUUGUGAUAAAUAAAAGUUAUUUUUGCGUAUUUUAGCGUCUUGAAAGAGAACUAAAAUGUACGUGAAAGUGAUUCCCAUUGUUGUUGCAAUAGUUUUCUUCACGGGAACUCAGGCACAGUACGAGGACAAAAGAUGCAAAUGCAUCUGCCCUAGUGUCUCAUCUGUGCUCAAUAAUACAGAUGAGACAAAUAGGAUGCUGAUAAUUGACAAUGUGCCCCCAUCUAAAUGCAAUUGCGACGGUGUCAUCCUCCCACGUGUUGGGGAUAAGAUAAAGGGGAAGGAGCAGGAAUUUUGUCCACGAUGCGAAUGCAAAAAUGAAAUUCGCAACACAACAAUCAUUAAAGUUGUCGUGAUCAUUGUGAUCUGGAUUAUUUCUCUGCUUGCCUGCUACAUGGCCUUUCUCUCGUGCUUGGAUCCCCUUCUGAAUAAGCGUGUCAAGGCUAACUACCAGGAGCACACUAAUGAGGACGAAGAGACCAGUACGCCUUCCUCAUCAUCGCACCAGAUGGGAGUUCGAAGCACAAAUAUGCUAAACAGAGUGGGGCAUCAGCAGGACAAGUGGAAGCGCCAAGUGCGGGAGCAGAGGAGGAAUAUUUAUGAUCGUCACACAAUGCUCAAUUAGAGCUUAUCUUCCUCCUCUUCCAACAUUAUUCCUCCCCAGUUAGGGAGCUCCAAUGUACAGCUCAUUGGAAAAUUAUCAUUAUAUCCUCUCUCAAAAUGAAAUAACUUAAUUAAUUAAAUUGUAAAAAACUGAAUUAUUCGUGAUAAUUAAACAAAUUCCAAUAAAA
Molecule: messenger RNA, 861 nt
Organism: Lutzomyia longipalpis
Lineage: Eukaryota; Metazoa; Arthropoda; Insecta; Diptera; Psychodidae
Exons: 4
Coding region: 129-695 (188 amino acids)
Cellular component (GO): lysosomal membrane
Source: RefSeq, a predicted model, not a curated record